UUGUCAACAAGAAAAGGCCGACUGACACGGUAACGUAACUCGUCUGUUGUCCUAACCUUAACGAAAAAAGAUCGUUGUUUUACGUCUUAACCUGCGUGUUGCGGUUCACCCGGGCGCUCAAACCCCCGGCGUUGUGCCCGGACGCCGUCUCUUGCGGUGCCGCCGCGCAGCAACGGCGUCUGAGGCGGAAAGCAGAAGUCGGGACGUUAGCCGUUAGCCGUUAGCUGUCAGCCGUUAGCCGUUAGCUUUCAGCCGUUAGCCGUUAGGUCGCUAGGAGAAAGCUACUGGCUGUUAAAGCGCCUGUGAGGGAGGAAGGUGAGCAGCUGCUCCCUUUUCCCCUUCAAAAGCCAAACUAUCUCGCAACCUUAUCUCGGGGGACGUGAUCUCGACUUGUAGGGGAUAAAACGGAGGUUGUUAAUCGAUCGGAGUUCAAGAGCCUGCGGGUUUUUUUUUUUUUUACUUCACCGGGAAUACGAGGAAUAAGUAAAGUAAAAAGUGUUUUUGUUUUUGAUCACGGAAACGAGAGCGUUUGUGGCGUCAUUGUCGAGCAGAUUAUGGGAAGGAAAUGCUUUUGCAGGUGAAGUCUUCCUGAACAAAACCUCUUAAAAUGAAGCUUCUUUGACGAUAAUUUAUUUUUUUAAAAACUCCCUUUUUAAGUCUUCAGUUUUUUAAAAAAAAACAAUCAUUUCCAGCGUUUUAGAGGAGAAGCAUUACCACGAUGACUUACAACUUCUGUGCCCUGCUAGUUUUCACAAUAACAGCCUGCAUCUGUUUCGAGCCCGCCCUCUGUGCUGUCCGCUGUGUGCAUCCCGUCCAAGUCUUAGAGAGUAAAGUGGGACAGAUCAGGAGUUCUGCCUACCACAGCUGGUCCUACCGCUUCGGCUCGAUCUAUGACUGCUGGAUCAUCAAGAGUUCGGAAGGAGAACGUGUUGUUCUCAGCUUCUCACAGUUCUCAGCACGGUGUAGGAAGGAAUGGGUGUCUAUAAAAUCAUCAGCUGGCGGUGAGCCGAUUGUCCUUUGUGGAUCCAAGUUGCCCCAACCAUUCGAGCUCCCUGGAGGAAACAUUACAGUGACACACCACUUCCUCCCACAUCUGUUUCCUGUGUCGUCUUUUCUGUUAAACUUUGCCAGAGACUCUGGUGAAUGCCCAGUAACAUCCUUUCAGUGCCCCGGGGGCCGCUGCCUUCCUCUCUCUUGGCGCUGUAACGGUCAGGUGGAGUGUCUCGAUGGAGGUGCUGACUUCGGGUCCGAUGAACAGGGCUGCGAUACAGACGUGGAACCCACAGAAGCCCCAAAGUAUGGCAGCACAGAGGAAGAACAGACCAAAGCGGAGACGUACACGGAGGAGGACGAUGAUAGGAACGUGGUGAGACGUAAGGUUGUAGAUAAGACACCCGAGGGAGAUUCUGAUGCUGAUCUUUGGGCGCUGCUGAAGGACAGGGAGGAGGAGGAGGCCCAGGUGGAUCGAGAGCAGCCUCAGACUCGCAGGGAGCUCGCCGUGACACCCACUCCCAUCGAGUGGCCCUGCGGAGGGCUCCACCAGACCUUCUAUGGGACCUUCUCCCCUCCAGCCUCCCGGGGGCCUGCGCUGUUCUGUGUCUGGACUCUGGACCCUCAGGACCCGAGGCCACUGAGACUGGACCUGCAGCAGCUGUUUCUGGGGCCCGGGGAUAAACUCACUGUGUACAACAGAGAGCAAGGCAACGGAGACAUUAUUAAAAUUAUCACCAGCACCUCCAAUUACAAGUCAGUCCAAGUUGAAUCCCACACCGGCCUGCUGUCCAUGACGUAUGAGACUCUUCCUGGCUCCGAGGGCAAAGGCUUCAACGCCACCUUCCACGUCGGGACCUACUGCCCCCCCUGGGAGGGCCGGUGUGGGGGAGCAGCAGGAGGUUGCUUCACCCAGGAGCAGCGCUGCGACGGGAAAUGGGACUGUCCGGAGACGGGGAAGGACGAGGAGGGCUGCCGGGGCUGCAGUCCGAACCAGUUUGCGUGCGGUGUUGCGGGGCAGAGAACGGUGGCGUCUAAUCACUUCGCCGGCCGACCGGUGUGUUACCCGGUCACGGAGAGAUGCAACUACCAGCUGUACUGUGCCGACGGCAGCGACGAGAGGGACUGCACCGUGUGUCAGCCGGGGACCUUUCAUUGUGACAGCGACAGGUGUGUGUUUGAGAGCUGGCGCUGCGACGGCCAGGUAGACUGUAAGGACGCAACGGACGAGCUCAACUGCACCGUCAUCCUGCCCCGCAAGGUCAUCACUGCAGCAACGGUCGGCAGCCUGGUCUGUGGGCUUCUGCUGGUCAUCGCCAUGGGCUGCACCUGUAAACUGUACUCGCUCCGGACCAGAGAGUACAGCUUGUUCGCACCAAUUAGCCGCCAGGAAGCGGAGCUGAUCCAGCAGCAGGCUCCUCCCUCUUACGGUCAGCUGAUUGCCCAGGGCAUCAUCCCCCCAGUGGAGGACUUCCCCACAGAAAACCCCAAUGAG
Morone saxatilis (striped sea-bass) is the source of this 2485-nucleotide messenger RNA. RefSeq names its product low density lipoprotein receptor-related protein 10 (gene lrp10). Lineage: Eukaryota; Metazoa; Chordata; Actinopteri; Moronidae. Gene Ontology annotation, cellular component: plasma membrane. Gene Ontology annotation, molecular function: protein binding. The record is from RefSeq and is a predicted model, not a curated record.